AUGUUAUCCUCAAUUCCCUUAGCUGUGGCAGCAGUUUGCUCCGUAUUCGUUGCCAAUGCACUCCCUACGUUGCAGGUUCGCGAUGACCUAUCCGUUCAGGUUGAUCUCUUCAACUCGAAGGCUCGAUUGGCGGACGCUAUCAAGGGUGCUAUGUUUGGAUCCAUACGUACAAGCUGGGAGCAAGGUACUGCUGCAGCCGGCGUCUUGGAGAUCGAAAAUCCGGAGUACUCGGUCUUCGCGGAAAAUCCCUUCUCGGUGAAGGGCCUACCAGUUGGCGCAUUGCGCCUUGCCCUGAGUGCCGCGGUCCGUCAGGGUCCGGAUGGACGUCUCAGUCAAAACAUUAAUGAUGGUUUGGAUGGUGCCGCACUUGACGGGGCAUCCGCUGGGCCGUUUACUCUCCUUGGCGCCAUGACGGAGCCAAGCAGAGCGAAGUACUUCCAGAAUGCCACCGAUAGACAGUUAAACUAUCUCCUUAACAUCGCUCCGAAAACAAAAACUGGUGCAAUUUCCAUGCGUAACGACUCUAGAGCCUACUGGGAUGACGGCGUCUUCAUGGCUCCCCCGUUCCUUGCUUACUAUGGUGCCGUUACCAAGAAGCAGGAGCUCCUUCAAAUGGCCUUUGACAAUGUACGGCUUUAUCGUGAUGCACUCUUAAUCGAUGGCCCGACUGGCAAGCUUUGGGGACAUAUAUUCAGUGAGGAUGAUGGAACCUGGUGGGAUAAGGGUAUCUGGGCAACUGGUAAUGCUUGGGCAGCGCUUGGUAUCAUUCGCGUACAGUCCACAAUAAUGAAGAGUGCAUUCGCGGACGACAUGAAGAACCAGACGGAUCAGCUCCAAAGUUGGGUGAAGGAGAUCUUGGAUGGCACAUUUGCUGCUAUUGGCGACGACAAUCUCAUCCCGAACUACAUUGACAGCAACAGCACUUUCGGCGAUUGUGCCAGUUCUGCUGCACUCGCCUCAGUUGCUUACCGCGCUGCAGUGAUCGAUCCUAAAACUUUCGGCUGGAACUACACAAAAGCGGCGAACCGGCUGACGAAAGCCGUCUUGGAUGGUGUAGACGAACUCGGUAUCAUCUCGCCGUACGUGAACCCGUUAAGUUGGAACGAGAUUGGCAUACUGUCAACUGAAGGCCAGUCGUUUGCAUUGAUGAUGAUUGCUGCAUGGCGCGAGUGGCUCAACUCAAAUGGCCUGAGUGUCAGCAUUAAUAUUUAAUUCAUCGAUACUCUUUUUACUGGCGAUUUCCGUUGAUCCCGGUGUCUUGUCCUUAAUAUUCGGAUCUCCCCAAUCGCCUUGCACAUUGCUAUGCCAUUAGUUUCGAACAUAUCAUACCAUCAUUGCUUGCUUCCUCAGGCACUACUUAUUUCGCAUUUUGUCGCAUUUUGGGAUAUAGUACGCGUUUUGCAUACUCCCGCG
Messenger RNA from Fomitiporia mediterranea MF3/22, 1413 nucleotides. RefSeq lists its product as uncharacterized. NCBI's taxonomy places the organism in Eukaryota, Fungi, Basidiomycota, Agaricomycetes, Hymenochaetales, Hymenochaetaceae. Gene Ontology annotation, biological process: carbohydrate metabolic process. The record is from RefSeq and is a predicted model, not a curated record. Bases 1 to 1212 code for a protein of 403 amino acids. The transcript has 6 exons.